Molecule: messenger RNA, 2057 nt
Organism: Pongo pygmaeus (Bornean orangutan)
Lineage: Eukaryota; Metazoa; Chordata; Mammalia; Primates; Hominidae
Gene: ARPC4
Product: actin related protein 2/3 complex subunit 4
Exons: 6
Coding region: 649-1155 (168 amino acids)
Biological process (GO): actin filament polymerization; Arp2/3 complex-mediated actin nucleation
Cellular component (GO): actin cytoskeleton; Arp2/3 protein complex
Molecular function (GO): actin filament binding
Source: RefSeq, a predicted model, not a curated record
GGCUAUGGGCGGGCCCCUUGCAGUUGACGCGGGGGCGGGGAGUCAGCGAGGGCGAGCCUACUGGAGUUUGCCGGGGGUGGGGAGAAGGUGGGCCUCGAGCAAGCCCGCUAGAGGUGGGGUGCGGGUGGUCGACCUCAGGCGAGCCCCAGGGCACAGCCCGGGGCGGGAGGCGGGGCUUGGCGGCCGAGAUCUCCGCGCUGCAGUUAGCCCCGCCGAGCCCCAGGAGCUGCGGGUAGGAGGGGCGAGAGAAAGGAUGGGGGCACAGAACCGGAAGAAACGAAGGGCUCGUCCGCUUCGGCUUGUCCUAAUUUGGUGCCCAAUCUGAAGCUGGACUGUACCAUUGCAUACCUGGGGGAGGCUGUGGCAAAGGUGACAAGAAGGCCGAAGGCACAAAGGGGAGCUACACCCAUUCAUGGAGGAGCUUAAGUACUAACUCGAGUGCAAGAGUUUAAAAAUGCCGAGGCAGCCCUAGGUGGAAAACUUCCGGAAGGCCCAAGCGUUCGUAAGGGCUCCCUACCCCGCUCGGAGCAUACAUGGUACCGUCCGGAAGUCCGGGCGGAGACCGUAGCUGCGCUUCUCGCGAAAGGGCAGGCAUCGCGGGGCUGGCCACUUCCGUACUUCCGCUUUCCGGCCCAGCCAGCGCCCGCGAUGACUGCCACUCUCCGCCCCUACCUGAGUGCCGUGCGGGCCACAUUGCAGGCUGCCCUCUGCCUGGAGAACUUCUCCUCCCAGGUUGUGGAACGACACAACAAGCCGGAAGUGGAAGUCAGGAGUAGCAAAGAGCUCCUGUUACAACCUGUGACCAUCAGCAGGAAUGAGAAGGAAAAGGUUCUGAUUGAGGGCUCCAUCAACUCUGUCCGGGUCAGCAUUGCUGUGAAACAGGCUGAUGAGAUCGAGAAGAUUUUAUGCCACAAGUUCAUGCGCUUCAUGAUGAUGCGAGCAGAAAACUUCUUUAUCCUUCGAAGGAAGCCUGUGGAGGGGUAUGAUAUCAGCUUUCUGAUCACCAACUUCCACACAGAGCAGAUGUACAAACACAAGUUGGUGGACUUUGUGAUCCACUUCAUGGAGGAGAUUGACAAGGAGAUCAGUGAGAUGAAGCUGUCAGUCAAUGCCCGUGCCCGCAUUGUGGCUGAAGAGUUCCUUAAGAAUUUUUAAACCAUCUGGCUGGAUCUCGUGGCCUUCCCCCUCAGACUACCCAUGUCUCCACGAAGGCGUCCUGGAGUCACUCCCCAGAGCAGCAACGGCGGCGGCAGGGAGUUGGGUUGGGGUGGGCAUUCGAUGCGGGAGGUGGGUGGUGUGCUUGCUAGCUGGGCAAGAAAGCAGCAGUGGACCUGCCCCAAGGCCACACGUGCCUGGUCAGGCUGGCUUCUGAUGUUCAGUCCCCUGGGCCGGGACGGAUUUUUUUUAACGUCUCGAAACUUAAACUCUGUGCUUGUAGGAUACUGUAACCUUUUUGUCUUUUUUUUUUUUUUUUUUAAAAAAAAAAAAACCUCCACCUCCAGUAGCUGUGACUGGUCCCAGUGAUUAUACCUUAUUGGUUGCUGUGGGUCUGGGCGGGCCUGGAGCCAGAAGGCGACUUAUUUUUUCUCUCCUAUGCCACCCCAGGUGGGGAGGGAGGGAGGUUUCAGACUCCAGUUUCUCUCCUUUGCCCUUUUAUUCCCAAGCCUCCUUGGCCCCAGUAUAAGUGUUGGGAACUCUCUGCCAGCUUGCUGAGUUCUGCCUGAAGAUGGCCUCCCAGCACUGGUUGGGGACAAGGGCCAAAUUGGUGACCACUAGUCAUGCCUAGGACCUGGGGCCCAAAAGCCAGGCAACCUGUGGCUACAGGGGCCAUUGGGUGCCCUCCCGGUUGAGAGGGGCCGCUGUUUCGCCUUGUCCGUCAGUGCCAGUGCCUGUGCCAGAGGUGGCGAGGUGAGUCCUCCUCCAGAGCUUCCCGGCCGGGCCCUCCUCCUGCCUGUUCUGGCUCCUCUGCUCCCACGCUAGCUGUCCCUUUUCUGAUUCUGGUGGAUCCUCCCUCCCCUAAUUAAAGUCUCUUUUUGCCCCUUUGGGGCUGCAUGAGG